GAGCAGCUCGUGCGUCCUGACGCACCGGCAGGGCUGCAGCCAUGGGAGCCUCCCAGUCGCACUCCGAGCACCAGUACCAGGAGCUGAUGGGGAAAACCGGGUUUUCACUGGAGCAGAUUAAAAACCUCCACAGCCGAUUUCAGCUUCUGAGUGGCAAUGAAGAGACGAUAAGCAGAGAGAACCUGAACAGCAUACCUGGUCUCGCUGAAAACCCCAUCAAAAAGCAAAUCAUCGAGGCGUUCUUUGAUAAAAGAAACCAACAUAACAAUGAAACUGGAUCCUACGAGGACAUCGGGUUUGAGCAGUUCCUCAUGGUCAUGUCCCACUUCCGUCCUCCGAAUCCGAAAACCAAAGAGGAGGAGAGGGAGGCGAUAAGGAAGGAGAAACUCCACUUUUUGUUCAACAUGCACGACACAGACAGUGACGGCAUCAUUACUCUGGACGAGUACAGGAAGGUUGUUGAGGAGCUUCUGUCAAAGAGCGGCACCAUCGGGCAGGACGCUGCCAAGGCGAUAGCAGAUGCUGCCAUGUUGGAGGUGGCGAGCACGAACGUCCCUCAAAUGGGUCCCGAUGAUUUCUAUGAAGGGAUUACAUUUGAGCAUUUUGAACAGAUGUUGCAACGUCUUGAGCUGGAGUCCAGGAUGCACAUCCGUUUUCUGGAUGCCAACACCGCCACAAUGCAUUGUGGGAAUGCAACCAUGUGAAGGACUAAUGUUGUUCUAAGGAAUUCUUUAUGUUGCUGCUGUUUUUAGCAGAACUAUUUCUGUCCUUAAUGGAGGUUAAGCCAAAUACUUGUAAUAUGCACUAAUAUAUUUUUAAACUGAAGAAAACAACUCAUUUUAAAGUUUGUUUAUAGUAAUAAUCUCAUCUGUAAGCUGCUUGGACAUACACUGUAUAACUACACACUGGAUGUAUUUAUACUUAACACUGGGCAAUCUGUUUCCAUGUUUUAUGAGCUUUAUGCAAACAUUUUACAUAAAUAAAGC
Nematolebias whitei (Rio pearlfish) is the source of this 986-nucleotide messenger RNA. It is a transcript of the gene tesca, whose product is annotated as tescalcin a. The record is from RefSeq and is a predicted model, not a curated record. Gene Ontology annotation, molecular function: calcium ion binding. The transcript is spliced from 8 exons. Bases 42 to 704 code for a protein of 220 amino acids. NCBI's taxonomy places the organism in Eukaryota, Metazoa, Chordata, Actinopteri, Cyprinodontiformes, Rivulidae.